AUGAGUGACCAUUCACCCAAUGAAGAAGCUCCCGGCGUUGAUACGUCCGAUAACCGGACUCAGGUUCCGGCUCAGAACCUCGACACCGACACCGUCACCCAACAGCUUUCAGCUUGCCUACAAGCACCGCAAGGCCAUCCUCCUUUCAUAGCACCCGCCGGAUUCGAUGAAGCACUCUCAUCAGACCAUUCGGAACCCAUCUCAAAAGCCUUUAAGCAACGGGGAUUCUGGCCUUGGCUAGCAUAUUUCCUAGCUACCAAGAAUGGCGAUAAGCUAAACCAUCUCUUCGAAAGCCUGUCUGCUCUUCCUCCAGACAUGGUCUCUGAUAUCGCUGGGCGUGUGGCAAGCGUACCAGUGGAGCCGACUCUCGUCAUGCGAUUACAAAACACACUCUGGACUGCUAGAAGGGGAGCACAACGACGCGUUCAACUGCAACAAUUAGGCAUCCAUGACUUUCCAUCCGCACCAAUAUCUUCGCCGUUAUCUGAACCUAGCCCCCGAAAGCGACCACGUGUACAGUCAUUGAUUCAUUCUGAUAACACAACGAAUUUCUACUACCCAGCCUGUGGCAGGCCGAUUGAAGAGCCCCGGACCGUCGAAAGCCCAAACCCUUGGCCGUCUGACCCAGACCCACUACACAACUACGCAUACCCCAAUGCCAGCAAGAUACCGUUGAUCUUUGGUCCAGAGCUUGGUGACAUGAUUGUCCGGAACGACAAUUUUACUGCAUCGAUCUUCGUAUCACUUCCCCCAAACCCGGAUAGAUGCCGGCUUCUCUUGGACGUAGAGCCUGGGAUGGUUUCUCCACUCGCAAUGAAGCUCUAUGGUGCGCAAAUUAUUGAAACGGGACAGCAAAGGGCAUUCCGUCUCUCAAAUGGAGCAAUCUUGGAAAUCAUGACUACUAUAAGACUUACGAAUACCAAGUUAAGUCGAUGGGAGGAAUUGCUAGGACCUCUGGCUGUUGGGCUGCGAAAUGCUCAAGACCCGAAUGAGUCUGAUCAUGGACCCGAUGGCCCUCGAUGA
Messenger RNA from Fusarium poae, 1023 nucleotides. RefSeq lists its product as uncharacterized. The transcript has 4 exons. The coding region runs from base 1 to 1023 and encodes 340 amino acids. The record is from RefSeq and is a predicted model, not a curated record. NCBI's taxonomy places the organism in Eukaryota, Fungi, Ascomycota, Sordariomycetes, Hypocreales, Nectriaceae.